Molecule: messenger RNA, 1016 nt
Organism: Melanaphis sacchari
Lineage: Eukaryota; Metazoa; Arthropoda; Insecta; Hemiptera; Aphididae
Gene: Phyhd1
Product: phytanoyl-CoA dioxygenase domain-containing protein 1 homolog
Exons: 6
Coding region: 126-974 (282 amino acids)
Source: RefSeq, a predicted model, not a curated record
CUUGUACAUUAUUGACGUAGGAAUACACGAAUUUAUUGUUAUUGUUUAACGGUAAACUCUUUGUAAUUUUUUCGGUCCGACUAAUUAUAAUUAUAACGUUGAAAUCGUGGUCACCAGCGGGUAUAAUGGUUUAUGAAGAUUUAAAAUCAAAAUUUGAUCAAAAUGGUUACGUAGUAAUAAAGAAUUUCCUAAACGAAAAGGAGACAAAGGACCUCAAGAAUGCAGGAGAAAAACUCACCGAAAACGUGCCGGAUGACGUUAAAACCGUGUUUGUAACCAGUCAAACAAAACAAGUGGCAGACGAUUACUUCAUAGAGAGUGCCGACAAAAUAUCUUUUUUUUACGAAAAGGCCGCGCUAGACGAUGAUGGACGCUUGCUGGUCGACGCCUCGUUGGCGCUGAACAAAGUUGGUCAUGCCUUGCACAGAUUACACCCGACGUUUGAGGCGUGCACCUAUAGUGACAAGGUGAUAAACGUUUGCCGAUCUCUGGGCUUAUUGAAACCGGUAGUGCCACAGAGCAUGUACAUUUACAAAAACCCCGGUAUCGGAGGUGAAGUCAUCUCACAUCAAGACUCAACAUUUCUUUUCACGGUACCAGAUUCAUUGAUCGGAUUUUGGAUAGCCUUGGAUGAUGCCACGGUAGAGAAUGGUUGUUUGUGGAUGAUACCGGGUUCACAUAAGACCGAUGUACAUAAACGUUUUAUUCGUAAUCCGGACAAGUGCGCUACGAGUCAAACGAUUUUACAGGGAACGCAUCCAGAAUAUGAACAAUCGCUGUACGUGCCGCUAGCCGUUGAGAAAUCCAGCCUCGUAUUGAUACACGGUAAAGUGGUACACAAAAGUGAACAUAACAAGUCACAGUAUUCGCGACAUGCAUAUACGUUUCACGUAUUUGAUGAAGCAAUAAGCCAAUAUUCUGAACAGAAUUGGUUACAGACAAAAGUUGGAUUCAAACCCAUUUAUACUACAUAAAUAUCAUGAACAAAAAUAUAAUAAUUUUAUACGACCAACGAA